Anisakis simplex (herring worm) is the source of this 204-nucleotide messenger RNA. The record is from the annotation of a GenBank genome assembly. NCBI's taxonomy places the organism in Eukaryota, Metazoa, Nematoda, Chromadorea, Rhabditida, Anisakidae.
AUGAUGAUGAUUGAAGGAUUUGGGUGUAGCGGUUCGAAAGCGAGUGAUAAGAAUAAUGAGAGAGAUCUGCGAGAGACAGCCCGAGUUCGGCAAGAUUCCCGAGAUGCUGUCGAGGAUCGUGAGGAGGGUGUGCGACGAGGAGGGCGUCAAGAAGCUCACUCUCGAGACGUUUCAAUUCCUAUGGUUUCAGCCCGUGAAGGAUAG